Molecule: messenger RNA, 7060 nt
Organism: Austrofundulus limnaeus
Lineage: Eukaryota; Metazoa; Chordata; Actinopteri; Cyprinodontiformes; Rivulidae
Gene: znf536
Product: zinc finger protein 536
Exons: 7
Coding region: 281-4654 (1457 amino acids)
Biological process (GO): regulation of DNA-templated transcription
Cellular component (GO): nucleus
Molecular function (GO): DNA-binding transcription factor activity, RNA polymerase II-specific; RNA polymerase II cis-regulatory region sequence-specific DNA binding
Source: RefSeq, a predicted model, not a curated record
UACACAUGCUGCGAGGCUUCGAAGAGGAGGAGAAAGACAAGGAUGAAAGGAGUGAGGAAGGAUGGAAAUGGUAGAGAGAGAGAGGCAGUUUUUAAUGACAGGCUGUUGUCGUCCCACCUUCUGUGAAGCUGUCGGCGCUCUUCCUGACAUCCGGCACCCGUUGGAGAGGCGGCAGUCACGCAGGUGGCCAUUCCAGUAAGCAGCAGGCAGCGAGCAGUGACGGAGAGAGGCCUCUUGAUCCCAACAGGUUGUGCACCAGUAUGCAGGUGGCGUACUAAGGAUGGAUGACUCGAGUUUAUGUCUUGGUGUGUCAUCAGCGGUGCCAGACACUGAUGCCCAUCUCAGCAGUGCAGUGUUAAAUGGGCGGUACCCCAUCAGUCAGAAGCUUCACCAGCUUACUGCUCAGCUAGGACACGCCUUUCCUGACUUACACCGCCCUCAACAGAUACCUGAAGAGAAGGCAGCCACACCUUUGGAUGAGAAGACACACCACGCAGCCCUGGCCAGUCAACCUAUUAGCAGUCAGAUGGCCCUACUAGCCAAUCAGCUCAACCGAGAUAUUGAUGCAGGGGCACUAAGUGGGCUGAAUGGCCGUGUUGACCUUCAGCAGUUUCUCAAUGGUCAGAACUUGGGCAUCAUGUCCCAAAUGAAUGACAUUGAAGAUGAUGCUCGCAAGAAUAGGAAGUACCCCUGUCCAUUGUGUGGCAAACGCUUCCGCUUUAACAGCAUCCUGUCACUGCACAUGCGCACCCACACAGGAGAGAAGCCAUUCAAGUGUCCCUACUGUGACCAUAGAGCAGCUCAGAAGGGUAACUUGAAGAUCCAUCUCCGCACCCACAAGCUUGGGAAUCUCGGUAAGGGCAGGGGCCGUGUUCGAGAGGAAAACAGGCUGCUACAUGAGCUUGAAGAGAGAGCCAUACUGCGGGACAAGCAGAUGAGAGGGAGUGGAAGUCUCCUCCAGACACCUCAGACACCCCAUCUUGUUCUCAACAACAGCUCUAACACUCAUAAUCAGCUAAUAGGGUCAGCCUGUGCACCCCCACCCCCAUCUGGCCUUGCAACUCCAGAAACUCUUUCUCAGCCCUCUUCUUCACCAAAGUCAGCCAGUCAAGAUGAACCGUCCCUGAACCCAGCGACAGGUUUCCGCUGUACAUUUUGCAAAGGGAAGUUCAAGAAGCGUGAAGAACUGGAUCGCCACAUUCGUAUUCUUCACAAGCCCUACAAAUGUACUCUGUGUGAAUUUGCUGCCUCCCAUGAAGAGGAUCUGAUAAGUCAUGUUGAGAAGGCCCACAUCACAGCUGAAACGACACAGGGACAGGGUGGUGGCGGAUCUGGGGGCAUGCAGCCUGCUACUGAAUUCCGCUGUGACGUGUGUGGCCAGGUAUUCAGCCAAGCUUGGUUCCUUAAGGGUCACAUGCGAAAGCACAAAGACUCCUUUGAACACUGCUGCCAAAUCUGUGGUCGUCGCUUCAAGGAACCCUGGUUCCUGAAGAAUCAUAUGAAGGUACAUCUGAACAAGCUUGCUAUUAAGAGCAAGCCACCCCAGCCUAGUGAGCAGGACCUGGCUGCCAUCAAUAGCAUGAGCAGUCUUGCUCAAGAAGCUCAUGCCAACCUGUAUUCUCGAUAUAUCUCCUGUCUUCAAGGAGGUUUUCUUUCCCCAGACAAACAAGGCCUGAACGAGCAGCACCAGAUGUUGGCUAAAGCAGGGAUUGUCAUGAAAGAAAAGGAGAUGUUAGGAAAACUGUUAGGACCAAUGGCUGGAAGUAUGGGUCAUGGGCUGGGUGAAAAUGAAAAGCGCUCACUCCUUGGUUGUCUCAAUCUUGUACCACCCCUCAAAUCCAGCUGCAUGGAGCGCCUCCAGGCUGCUGCAAAAGUGGCAGAAAUGGACUCUCUUAACAGUUACCAAGCCUGGCAGAUAAUGGCACGUGGAAUGGCUAUGGACAGGGCUUUCAUGCCCAAAGAACAACAACAGCACCAGCCCCAUAUAACUCCAGGGCAGGAAGAUGAGAUGAGUGGUGCAGGAGCCUUGGCUUCCUAUUCAAAAGACAAACAAGACUACCCCUUGAUCCCUGGCAGUGAUAGUUCCAAGCAGAAACAGCUCUCUGAAGGCUUACAAGUAUCUAAGGCCUCUAGUGGAGUCAUAAUACCAAUGAAAGAGGAUGGAAGAGGUUUUGAAACUCAUCGUGAUCUAGUGUCACAUCAUGGUGGUGCUGAGACCCCUGGAGCUUUGGCAGGCUUAGGAAGCUCCAACAUUGACUACAGCCUUUCCAGUCUGUCAAGCCUGAAGGACAAGCCUUCAGAGUGCCCCGACUGUGGCCGCAUCUUUAGAACAUACCAUCAAAUGAUUGUUCAUUCCCGAAUACAUGGUAAAGACAGAAGAGGCACUGAUGAAGCAAAUCAGCAAGGACUAGAUGAACGCCGUGGUUCUGCCAGCGAUCCUGAGUCCCAGUCAAUCAGCCGCUCAACCACCCCUGGUUCAUCCAAUGUGACAGAAGAGAGUGGUGCCGGGGGAGGACACUCCCAGACAGGGAGCAUCCAAGACGACAGCCCACAUCCCUCCUCACCAUCUUCAGAUGUUGGGGAGGAUGUGGGGAAGUCAGCAGUGAGCAUUCAGCCGCCACCGUCCCAAGUUCGCGAGCGGUGUCUGGGCUCGUCCUCUAAAGAUUGCCCGUACUGUGGCAAGUCCUUCCGCACCUCCCAUCAUCUCAAAGUCCAUCUGCGGAUACACACAGGAGAGAAACCCUAUCGAUGCCCUCAUUGUGACUAUGCUGGCACCCAGUCUGCCAGUCUGAAGUAUCACCUGGAACGCCAUCAUCGUGAGCGUCAAAAUGGCUCCACUACGUCAGUCCCUUCUUCUGGCCACAACACAACUUCUGACCAUAAAGACGAUCCUGGCAAAACAGGUAGUGGCAUCUUUGCCCGACCAGAUGUACUCCGUAAUGUUUUUAAGGGCAUGCCAACCAACCUAGACUUCAGAGCAAGUCCGUUGCUGCCACAUCAGUGGGCAUCAGCUGGCAUGAUGUCUUCACAUGACCGGGAUCGUGAUCGUGGAGAUCGCCGUUUUGACUCUGCCUCUUCAACUGAAAACUUGAAGAAUGCUGAUGGCCCAUCCUCCAUUGUGCCGCCAGGAACAGAGAGUGCUGCAAGCUUUUCUGAUCUAAGCAGAGCUUACCAAAGUAUGAUGGGAAACGGAGUCCACUUUCAAGGUUCACUCCAGGCUUUCAUGGACAACUUUGUCCUCAGCUCCAUGAAGAAGGACAUUAAAGACAACCAGGGUUCAGUCCAGCUUCCUGCCCACCGCUACCAUGAUAAUGGUGAGCCCAAAGCCAAACGAGUAAUCUCAAAUGACCAGGAUAGAGAGGAUAAAGCUGAAGGAAAACUAAAGCCGGAGCCUGGCAAGCCUGGCUCUCAGUACGAACCGCUUGAUCUGUCUGUAUCAGUCCGCCCUGAGUCUGCAACUGAAACUCUCCCUGGUUCCUCAGUCACUGUUCAUGAUAAUGUAGUUUGGCAUGGCUGCCUCUUCUGUUCUUUUUCUACCCCUUCUUUGGAGCUCAUGGCCCUGCACUUACAGGCCAACCAUCUGGGUAAGGCCCAAAUGCAGCGGUCUGAUACAGGCAAGGAGCUUCAUCGAGAUGGGUCUCCAACCCACUCUGCCAUUCACUCUUCCAACACCAAGACCUCUCCUUUGAUUCUUGACAGAGAUGGUGAGAAAGAUGGUGAGAAAACCCAAGCAGUUUGGAACAACCACAAUGACCAACCAUACAACCCCUUUCAGAGUGACUUCUUUAGGAGGUUUGGUGGCUUAUAUGAUGGAUCUCCAAGAGUCAGUCACAGCCUUCAUGGGUAUAUGGCAGAGCAGGGUCUAGAACUGCCUAGCCAGGCCUUUGGGGGAACACCCUUACCUGGAGAUGACCACAUUGGUGAGAGGGGUUCCUGCAAAGAUGCAGAAGAUGACCRUGGUGAAUUUGAUGAAGAAGGUGUAAAAGCUGUGGAGCACAAUACCUCUGAGACUCCCUCGGCUACCCCCAAGAGACAGCAACUGCAGAGUCAGUCUGACGAAGAGGGAGAUGAGGGUGGAGUGGUUGAAGAAGAGGAGGAAAGAGAUGAAGAUGAGCACAUAGACAUGGAGAGAGAGGAAGAGGAAAGUCCUGCUUUUGAUCAUCCCCAGAUCCAUCCCAAGCAGCUUCAAGAUGACACCUCUCUUCUCUCAAGAAGUGGAGCUGGUUUGGCAGCAUCUGUGUCAACCAUGACAUCAAUUCCUCUUGUUCCCCAAACCCAGAACCAAACUGUGCCCCUGGAGAAGCAGUGGCAGCAGGGUCUGGGCCUCCUAUCCCCUGCAGGUCCUCCAGGACUCUUGAAAGCUGAGCAGCAGACUCACCUAGAGCAGCAAAUGAGCAUGCUGUCUGUUCUCAGAGCCUACAGCAACGACAACCUCCCUGCAUUCAACGGCUUGGGAGGUGGAGGCGGCGGAGCAACCACGGGGGGCAUGAAGAGGUCUGAUGCACCUGCGCAUCUGUGGGUAGGAGAGGAGGACCAGCCCAUGGCCCAUGACCCCACGCUGACCCUCGAGUCCAACCACCUUAACAACGACCUUAACCACCAUAACCUAGGUGAGCCGCAGGGGCUGGACGCCCACGCUGUAAGCAAAGACUAACGACCUGCACAGGGAUGCGGAUGAUGAUGAAGGCAAGGAUGAUGAUGUCGAGAAGGAUGAAGAUUAAAUGAAGGAAAACACUAUUAAAAAAACUUUAUUUAAAAUAAUAAAAAAAAAAACAUGGGAAAAGAAGGUGGUAACUUUAGAACAAGAAGUUUGCAACAGUUUCCUUUAAGGAUGGAUCCACAAAAUGGACCUAAUGACUUUUCCAAACAUUUCUUGGACACUAAACAAAGAGACAACAACUUUCCUUUUUGUGUCUCCUGUGGUCUGAAUGCUCCUUGUCUUUGUUGUCCAUUGUUUUGUUUUGUUUAUUUCCUUUUUUUUUUUUUUGUUUUGAUGAAACUACCUGUCUGAUUCUUGUAAGUGGCCCUGUACUUACUGAGACAUUCCUUGACUUAGAAACAUAAUGUAUUUUUAAAUAGGACUGAAGUGUAAUGCUUAAUAAAAUACUUCUUUUUUCCCUCUUUCCUGUUAAGAGAAGAAGAUACUUAUUAUAAAAGUCUACAAAGCAUCCUUGUAUUGUACCUGGUAGAAUGUAUUCUACUGCUGGAUUGAAACUCAACUUUACCAGACUGUUGAUUGAGACCAAGCACAUUCCUGUCAAACUAGGCAACUGUGGCUCACUUUUCAGCUGUCAUAACUCACUAUCAUGAUUAACAAGGAACAGAUCACCAUUUUAUUCAACCUAAAAACAUGUCUUUCCAGUUCCCAUAACUGGUUGGUGACAGAAACAUUGAUUGUAAAAAAAUAAAAUAAAGAGUGGUCAUUCAAACUGCCCUAAACGUUCUUGUCAACAUGAGCAGGCCUUCAUCCCACUACGUAACCGCACAUUGUAUUUUUUUUUCUUUCUUCUGUGAUCCAGAUCAACACGGCACCCAUAGGUGCUCAAUGUACAUAGAGAGAAAUAUAGCCUAGCUGAGCAAAGCGAACGUUUUAAACAUGUCGAAUGAAGAAAAGCUAAGAGGUGACAAUAAAUUAUUGGCCAGCGUCUCACGUGGUCAGCGUUCUUCUCGAGUUUAACAGAGGAGAAUUAAAACAAAAAGAAAACUCCAAAAUAAAACAAAGUUGGGAAAAAAAACUUUCUUUAAAAACCCUAUGACCCCCUUUAUUUCCUCAUCUCUCGUGUCAACCUGGAGGACUCUGGUGUUGCAGAUGUUUGUAAAAUACUGCCACUGAUCAUUGUUGCACAGUGUUACUGACUACUGAAAAAUGGUUUGAUGUACUGUAUUUACUUUAAGAUGAGAAAAAAUAGCAUAAAACUGGAAAAAAGACAUAUUGUGUAUAGCCUUAGAUACAAGUCAUCUGUUAUUGCUAUUACAAAGCUAUGUAACUGUGCUAGACUGUAGGAUGUAGGGUUCAUUUGAUUUUGAAUUUUUAUAUGUACUGUACAUUAAUGCCUUGUCCAUUUACUGAUCAGAAAACAAAACAAAAAAAAAAGAGGAAAAAGAUGACAAUCGUCUCCUGUGCUGCAAACAUAUUUGCCCCAUAUAUACAGAUCCAUUAUGCAUAGAGGGACUUCUACUUUCUGAUUUCUUUCAUUUGUUUUGAUUCUCAGAAGUAUUUUGCACUGUGAUAGUAUUAUAAUUCCAACCUAUACAGUACAAAACUAGCUAACUAACUACAAUGAAGGCGUGUGUUUGUGUGUCCCUUGGCAUCGUGAAAUGUUUCUAUGUCAUUUUUUGUGAACCCAGAGGGGGAGAAAAAAAUAAUAAUAAAAAGUCUAAUGCGGUAUGUACAGUCCACAUAUAUUACCUUUCUUUUUAGUCUGAUCAACCUCUAUACUGUAUGUGGCUUUGACAAACCGAUCCUCAGAUUAAUUUUACUUUUGUUUUUAUCCUUGUAUGCUAAUCUCUUUCUGACCAACAGCUUGGGCCUGUUACUGCUUUCACCUGGGUGACUGUCAGAGCUCAAAUUCCWGCGUGAAGAUUUGACCGUGGUACAGCCAACAAUAUUUUGUUUUCACUUCAUUAGAAUGUGAUAUAUAUACUGUAUAUAUAGAUUGCAAUGACUUUCAAUUUUACAAACGAGGGGAUUCGAAAUUAAAACAAUAAAUGUGAGACAAUGAAAAGAAGUGUGACAUUAUGCAUUUAGGGGUUUGGAAAAGGGGUGAAAGUAAAGUUGGGUGUAAUCUUCUGAAAGCACUGACCAAUGGUUUUGAAAUCUCUGUGUUCUGUAUAAAUAUGAGAGAUUGCUGAGAGUCGGGCUCGUGCUCUCUCCUUUUCUGAACCAGCUAUAACGAUCAUUCCACUCCACAUAUUAUGUACAAAACCUGUCUUGUGAGCUGAUCACUCUAUGUUUUGCUGUAUCCUCCUCAUGGCAGAAGCUUUGUUUUGUAACUACUGAACUGUACUUAUAAUAAAAAUAAAAUGUAUUCAAACUAAAAAAAAAGAGAUAAAUGCAGCA